Messenger RNA from Dentiscutata erythropus, 546 nucleotides. The record is from the annotation of a GenBank genome assembly. NCBI's taxonomy places the organism in Eukaryota, Fungi, Glomeromycota, Glomeromycetes, Diversisporales, Gigasporaceae.
AUGCCAAAUCCCGAGCCCCCAGUGAAAAAAUCACAAUUCUAUGUCAAAAUACUAGCCGACAAUGCUAGAGUCUAUACGAUAGUAUCGGAUCAAUCAUUUUUUGGUUUUUUUGAUCUUAUAUACGCUUUCGCAUUUGCUGCUAUAAUUGGAUUAACGAAUAGGACUCCAAUAUCAUACGGAAUGUGUAUAACACUGCUGACAAUAUGGCUUUGGACAAAGUUUAAUAUAGUUAAACAAGAAAGCAUAUUAUCGAUCCGUGAUAUUGGUAUACAAGUUGAAACCGUUUACAUAAACGGUAGAACUGUUUCCCGGUUCAUCGAACGUUCGAAAAUUUCUGAUAUCAUAAUUAACGAAGGUAUUACAAUGUUACAAGUUAAAUUUUAUAUGGCCAUAAUCGUUGAAGGGCAGGAUAGAAUGGUUGUGGUGUUUCAACAUCUAUUGCCAAAAUACAGUAUACUUAUAAAAGUAUAUCGAGGUACCAGAUCAAUUAUAUUUAAUGAAAGUGAAGAACCUAUCGAAAAUGCUGAAGGAUUACAAUCAAUAUAG